This is a messenger RNA of Candoia aspera, 5603 nucleotides long. RefSeq names its product ATP binding cassette subfamily D member 1 (gene ABCD1). The record is from RefSeq and is a predicted model, not a curated record. Gene Ontology annotation, cellular component: peroxisomal membrane. Lineage: Eukaryota; Metazoa; Chordata; Lepidosauria; Squamata; Candoiidae. The transcript is spliced from 10 exons. Bases 144 to 2363 code for a protein of 739 amino acids. Gene Ontology annotation, molecular function: ATP binding; ATP hydrolysis activity; long-chain fatty acid transmembrane transporter activity. Gene Ontology annotation, biological process: peroxisome organization; very long-chain fatty acid catabolic process; fatty acid beta-oxidation.
UCCGAGGGUUGGGCGUUGUGGGAUGAGAGCCGACUCCGGGCAGCAAGUUAGCCCUGCUACAGUUAGUGGGAGAGCGCUGCCUUCGAGCUGGAAGAGGAAAAGGAGAAGCCGAAGCGGAGGCAGCGCCUCCACCCAGCGGCGUUAUGCCCCUCACCACAGCAAAAGUGGCCACGAGGCUGAGCCAAGGAAUCACCGCGAAAAGAGCAGCUGUGGCACUGUUGGUGGCAGCAUAUGGGGCCAGGAAGUUGUACCCCAUCCUACGAAGACAGUGGGCUGCCUCAGACCUCCAGGUGAAUUCAGGGACCCCCAGUCCCAGGGAGUCAACGGCCAAGUGGGGGGCGCUGGAAGCGGCCACCGCAUCACCACCUGGUGUGAACAAGGUGUUUUUUCUCCGUCUCCUCCGUCUCCUGAGGUUGUUGUUCCCUGGGCCACUGUGCCGGCAGACAGGACUCUUGGCCUUGCAUUCAGCUGCCCUCGCUAGCCGCACCUUCCUCUCAGUUUAUGUGGCCCAGCUGGACGGGCGGUUGGCCCGCUGCAUUGUCCGUAAGAACCCUCAGGACUUUACCUGGCAGCUUCUUCAGUGGCUCCUCAUUGCCCUCCCAGCCACCUUUGUCAACAGUGCCAUUCGGUACCUGGAAGGGCAACUGAGCCUGGCCUUCCGUGGACGCUUAGUGGACCAUGCCUAUCAGCUGUACUUUGAAGGCCAGACCUACUACCGGGUCAGCAACAUGGAUGGACGGCUGCGCAACCCGGACCAGUCACUCACAGAGGAUUUGGUGGCCUUCGCUAAUUCCAUGGCCCAUCUCUACUCAAACUUGACCAAGCCUGUCCUUGAUCUCAUUGUGACUUCCUAUACCCUGCUCAGUUCAGCUAGAUCAAAGGGGGCUGACACAGCCUGGCCCUCAGUCAUUGCUGGUUUGGUAGUCUGCAUCACUGCCAAGGUGCUACGUGCCUGUUCUCCAAAGUUUGGCCAACUGGUGGCUGAGGAAGCACGCCGGAAAGGAGAGCUGCGCUACAUGCAUUCCCGUGUGGUGGCCAAUUCAGAAGAGAUUGCCUUCUAUGGAGGGCAUAAGGUGGAGCUGUCCCUUCUGCGGCACUGUUAUCAUGAGCUGGCCUCCCAAAUCAAUGUGCUGCUCCUGGAGAGACUCUGGUAUGUGAUGCUGGAGCAGUUCCUCAUGAAGUAUGUAUGGAGUGCUGCUGGUCUGGUCAUGGUGGCUGUGCCAAUCAUCACUGCUACUGGCUACUCUGAGACAGAUUCAGAGGCAGUGAAACAAGCUGCACUGGAAAUGGAGGAGAAAGAAUUGGUAAGCUUGAGGACCGAAGCUUUUACCACAGCACGGAGUCUGUUGAGUGCAGCAGCUGAUGCCACAGAGAGGGUCAUCUCUUCCUACAAAGAGGCAACUGAGCUAGCAGGCUACACUGCCCGUGUGUAUGAGAUGUUCCAGGUGUUUGGGGAUGUGAAAUGCUGCAACUUCCGACGACCCGGAGAGCUUGAUGAAGGCCAGGCUCAGGCUGGGACAGUUAUGAAACAUGGUGUGCGUGUAGAGGGGCCACUCCAGAUCCAAGGACACGUGAUUGAUGUUGAUCAUGGGAUUAUCUGUGAAAACAUCCCUAUCAUCACGCCCACUGGGGACGUGGUAGUCACCAGCCUCAAUAUCCGAGUGGAUGAGGGCAUGCACCUACUGAUCACUGGGCCAAAUGGCUGUGGGAAGAGCUCUCUCUUCCGGAUCCUGGGGGGGCUUUGGCCAACUUAUGGCGGCACCCUCUAUAAGCCACCUCCCCAUCGAAUGUUCUACAUUCCACAGAGACCAUACAUGUCUGUGGGCACCCUGAGAGACCAGGUGAUCUACCCAGACACAGUGAAGGACAUGGGAAGGAAAGGACACACCAAUUCUGACCUGGAACGGAUCCUGAACAUCGUCAACCUCAACUACAUUGUGCAGCGUGAAGGAGGUUGGGAAGCCGUCAGUGACUGGAAGGAUGUGCUUUCAGGUGGCGAGAAGCAGCGAAUGGGGAUGGCCCGGAUGUUCUAUCACAAGCCAAAGUACGCCCUCCUGGAUGAAUGCACCAGUGCCGUCAGUAUUGAUGUAGAAGGCAAGAUCUUCCAAGCAGCAAAGGAUGCGGGAAUAGCACUGCUCUCCAUCACACACCGACCUUCGUUGUGGAAGUACCAUACCCAUCUCCUCCAGUUUGAUGGGGAGGGUGGCUGGCGGUUUGAGAAGCUGGACCCUGCCGCCCGUCUCUCCCUGCGGGAGGAGAAGCAGCGCCUGGAGCAGCAGCUGGCUGGGGUCCCUGAAAUGCAGCAGCGUCUCAGUGAACUCUGUCAAAUCUUGGGUGAAGAUGCACCCUCUGCAAUGGGAUAGGCCUGUGAUUUCGGUGCCUUCCAACCUCCCUUCCCUACUAACCUGAUGAGAAGGAUCCUCACUGCUACACUCUCACCUCAGGAGCUGCACAAGAUGGCCAGUUUUUGUCCCAGCCAUCCAAGAAGCAAUUGUGGAUCCCCUGCUGGGAGCAUUACUUAUUUCUGGCACCCAUGAACUUAAUUCUUCUGCCUCAAUCUAGGGUUGGAGGAAGAGAGGGGUUGCCCCACACUGCCAACUAUCUCUGAAGCCAGCCCUUCCACUUCCUACACACAUGGUGCCUCAAUAUCCCCAGAGAGUACAAAUUCCUCACUAGUGGGAACUGCGUUGCCCCACUGCAGUCUCAAUCCUCUGCACCCAUGGACUUUUUGGAGUAGUUUCUGAGCUGCUGCCACCUCACCAACACAGAAAUUUCAGCCAAACCAGUCACAGCCUUUCUUCACACGACUGCCGCAUGUAUAGUAUGAGUGAAAGCUGUAAAUGGAACUCUUGCCAACCUCUUCCCUUCUGGCCCCCACAACUAGGCUGCAAUGUGUGGCUCUGCUGGCAGAGUUCUGGUGCCCAAAAUGAGGAAUGUCUACUUUAAACACACUGGGGCAAAACAGCAAGCUAAGAAAUUGUAAACCGCCCAGAGUCCCUCCGUUUGGAGGAGAUGGGCGGUGACAAAUUUGAUUAAAUAAAUAAAUAAAUAAAUAAAUAAAUUCACAUUCAGUUAGGUUGGUUAUAUGCUAUGAAAUGCCCAUGUUCUUUAGGAACUUACCCACCUUCUCACUAAGGAGCUGUUCGUAACACAGGGCAAGAUGCCUAAGAAGGGCCCAAAUCCACAGGGCCAAUCUUCUGCAGUGACAUUGGAAUUUGGGGCUCUUGUUCUGAGUAUGCUCAGCUGAUGCCAUGGUUCAGCACCUGGGGUCCUUAUUGAUGAUCCGAACUGUGUUGUCAACAGCACAUCCUUGUAACCUCUAGGAUCUCACCACUCCAUUCAGAGGAUGCUCAGUAGAUAUAGUCAUGGGAAAGUCUUCCUGAAGUGGGAAACUUACUUUGAUUUUGACAUCUUGCAGCUUAGACUAUCAAGCCAUCAAGGCUUUGUCUACCUGGCUCCUGAUACGGGAAAAGGCCUUCACCUGUGGGAGGAAAUGACCCUGUAUUUAGGGAGCUGCAUUUCCAGUACUUCAGUAUCACUUGCCAAUGGAAUUGGGACAGUCAGAUUGGAAUUUCCUAGGGAGACUGCAGCAGAAUUGUCUUAGAAACAUUUGUAUUGUAAGUAUUCAUUUGAACUUGUCCAACUGUCUCAUUUGCUGUAAUCCAUAAGAGGCUACAUGGGUCGUGUUCCCAAUUUAUUUAGUCCCUUGCCUGAAGCAGAAUACAUAAAGGCACAUUUAUAUGCAAACAAUAGAGCUCUGCCAAUUUAUUUGCAUUGGAAUAAGCACCCAGCUGGUCUUGACUGAGGACAGAGCAGGGUAGCUCCUGUCUCAGUUGCUGUGUGCAUCUUAUUUUAUCCUGCCACUUUAACUGAUAGGACCUGGAGAGGGAAAGAGUAGCUGGAUCCCCUUUUAUAAGACCUGAAUUAGAUUGUUACCUCCACUACUUAAAGAAGGAGGAGACAUUCCUCAUUCCUCACUGCUUCAGGCAGUAUUAGUCUGCCUCCCCCCACCCACCCCCCAAAGAGAUCUGAGCCGUGAAGGUGGUGGGAGUCCCUACUGCCAUGAUUUAAAGUACUGAUAUCAGUUUUCUCCCUAUGAAAUAACAGACCAGCAAACUGUUUUUAGUGUUAGCCCCAAGGCCUACCAAGCUUUCUUUUAGUAGCAACUCCAUUAAACCCUGCAGCCUGUCUUGGCCCAUCCAACGCUUGACGAUUCCUUUCUUUUCCAUAAUUUUGAGUCACUCUGAUCCCACUCACAACGUCCUCCCCCAGUAUGCACACUUGGGUUGAAUCUGCGCAUGCAGAAUAAAGAGGCACUUUGUGGAAAAAAAUUGCUGUAUUCUUAAGAAUACUCCCUUACCCCUCUUUCAUAAUUAAACAAAACAAAGAGCAGCACAACAGGGAGAAAGCUUGAAGAAGAACCUUUUCUCCCACAUGUGUCACUUGCUGAGAUGUUGGAUUUCUGUGGUCGCUCAAAAGCCCAGUCCUUACCUCCACCCUCCAUGCCUGUAGUUUAAAGUAAUACUGCUCACUUUGCUGCGCUCAGCUGCAUGAGCAGAUCCAACCUCCUAGCUCUGCUUUUUUUGUAGAAAUGAGCAAGUCACAUUCCCACAGCUGCUGCUUCCUGCAAGCCAAAAGACGGAGACUUAACAGUUCAGAUCUGCUGGUCUCUGCCAUGUCCUUUAGUCCCACAAGAACUUGUGGCAUUUGCUGCCAGUGAGGGUCCUUCACUGCUUAUGACCCCAUUGUUGUAUUUUCCAGCCAUAGACGCAUCAAGCUUAGCUGUCCCAGUCUAACCAGUGCGGUCCAAGGCAUUUACAGGGAGGUUUCAGUCUGCACCAAGCCCCCUCGAGUAAAAGCCUUGCCCCGUUCCAUCUAGAACAGAUCUGUAAUUCCGUCACUGGGUUCACAGAUUGCACUAAGCCGAAAUGGGAUGGGUUGGUUUGUGAUGUAGUGCAAUAUGUAAUCAUAGCCGUUGUGAUUUGUAAAACAUUCUCAGCUUGGCAUGAACCCAUCCAGCUACCUUAAUCAACAAAACAUGGUUUAAAAUGGAGUUUAGAAUGAUGCGGGAAGCCUGUCAGUAAGUGCAUAAAAGCCAAUUGGAUAUUGGAGGGAGGUUCCAGAUGCCUAGAUACUUGAUGAAGAAAGUUCAACAUUUUUCCCCCUCUCCUCUACUGUAUUGUGUAAGUGGCUAGUUUUAUUUAAUUACUGCAUGUCUGUGUUUUGUACAAUACUUGCAAAUUGCAUUCUUGGAUCUAUUAUAGGCCAUUUUUUGAGCCUGGUACCUACUAUCUACUCUUCUAGGAUGAAAGCAAACAAAGCAGUUUUAUUGCUUAUGGGGAGGGGAAGAGAAAAGAGCAAAAGCCAAAGAGUGUGCCAUCGAGACUGAGUGUCAAACGUAAGGUUCUCACAGUAGCACGUAGCUACCCCAUCUUUUAGCUCUGAUGUGAAAAUCAUACAAACUAUGCAACAAAGACUUCCUCGGUGGUUUGUACAGGCAGAACUACCCUCCCCAGUCUUUCUCCUGUCCUCACAGUGCCUUUUAUGCUGGCAAAGCCAUGUUUAUUCAGAUGAUGUUAAUAAAUAUGGUAGAACACGAACAA